Molecule: messenger RNA, 850 nt
Organism: Folsomia candida
Lineage: Eukaryota; Metazoa; Arthropoda; Collembola; Entomobryomorpha; Isotomidae
Exons: 9
Coding region: 58-714 (218 amino acids)
Source: RefSeq, a predicted model, not a curated record
CGAGUCUUUUCAAUUGUCCAUUAGCUUUGACACUAGGACGACGUUCGGCUAAAAAAUAUGCGUACUUUCCUUGUAGCAGCUUGCCUUCUGGGCGCUUUGACGGUCAGCGUAAACGGUCACGCCCGUCUCAACAGGCCUCCAGGUCGUGCAACUCUGUGGCGUUAUCAGGAGUUUGCCAAGUUCAACCCACCCAAGAACUACGAUGAUAAUCAAUUGUUCUGUGGUGGUGCACAGGUCCAAUAUGAAGUGAACGGAGGAAAAUGUGGCAUCUGCGGAGAUCCAUGGAACGUUCCCCAACCACGACCUCACGAGGGGGGUGGAGAAUUUGGGCGUGGCAUCAUUGUUGCAGAAUAUAAGGCAGGACAGGUUAUCGAUAUCGAAGUAGAUUUGACGGCAUCUCAUCUCGGAUACUUUGAGUUCAGGCUCUGCAAGCAUAACAAUCCCCUCGUUCCAGUGACACAGGCAUGCCUGGACGAGCACGUUCUUCAACUCGCUGACGGUUCAGGGACUCGAUACCCAAUUCCAUCUUUCGACAGAGGACUUCAAACCUUUCAAGCCAAGCUCCCCGAAGGCCUUAUCUGUGACCAAUGUGUUCUCCAAUUCCAUUACCACACUGGUAAUUCAUAUGGGGCUUGCGAGAGUGGUAGCUGGGAGCUUGGAUGCGGGAACCAGGAAACGUUCAGGUCUUGCGCUGAUGUCAGGAUCACUGCUUGAAAAUGAGAUACCUUUUAAAAAUGAUGAUAUGAACAGUAGUUUUUUUCUAAUUGGCCAGUGUUCAUUCAUUCAUAUGCAGUACAUAUGUAACAAAAAUGUAUAGACAUUAAAUAAAUAAAUGAGCAUUAGUUUUGUA